Molecule: messenger RNA, 2005 nt
Organism: Triticum aestivum (bread wheat)
Lineage: Eukaryota; Viridiplantae; Streptophyta; Magnoliopsida; Poales; Poaceae
Product: filamin-A-interacting protein 1
Exons: 6
Coding region: 493-1584 (363 amino acids)
Source: RefSeq, a predicted model, not a curated record
AGAUCGGUGGAGUCACACCUCACCAGAGACCAGACCUGACCGCAAUUCUUCCCAUCGCUGGACCUCCACCAGAGCUACCUACCCACGCCGGCCGCCCCGCCGACUAUACUCCGGCUGCCGCCGCCGUCGCCACCACGCUCCUACACAGACGCCGCUCCGAGCGCCUCCCCUCCAAACGCGCCGUAUUAGCCCCUGCUCUUACAACGGAGGCCUACAGCUGCCGCCGUGCCGUACGCCCGUACCUUAGCGGCGUCACCGCCGACGCCUCAACCCCCAUCCCGCAUCCACCCAUCCCCACGAAGCACGACGGCCUCUCAGGCGCGGUGCCGCCUUCGCCGUUCCCGUUCUUCCUCGUCGGGGCAUCGCGUUCCCGCUGCCCCCACCCCGUCCGCAGUGUUCACCCAUUUCGUCUUGAGGGUACAACAUGCCAUUUUUGAUGAUUUAUGGCGCCAAUGACCGCACUUAGCCUUUUCUUAUUCUACAGAUCAGCAGAUGGCUAGUAGCUCCAAUGGCCAUUGUCCAGCUAAUGGUGCAAAAGUUCUUCCUGGAAGGGGGAAGAAGAAUCAGGAGAAAUUACUGCUUGACAAAAAUGCAGCUUCUAGGGCCUGUCAGAAGGACAGGCAAUACAUUGUGAAAUUGGAAACUGAGCUGAGCAACUGCUAUCAGGAAAUUGACUAUUUGCAGGAUCAGUUAAAUAUCAGGAAUGUUGAAGCAAACAUCAUGGGAGAGCAUAUUCACGGCCUUGAACUGAAGCUAACUGAACUGGAGAAAUUUCCUGAAAGAGUGAGAGUUAUGGACAAUGAUCUGAUGCGGUCUGAUUCUCAGUGCUGGCUUCUGAUGGAAGAAGUCCAAUGUAAAGAAGAGGAGCUGCAAAAGGCAGCCUCACAAAUAGAGAAGCUUGAAAGCGCAACUUUAGAUAUGCAAUGUGAAAUUGAGAGUUUAAAACUUGAUUUGACUACGAUUGAGCAAAGACUGUUUGAUGCUGAGAGCUUUAGCCAGCAUACUGCUGAGUACAAAGUUAGAAUAGAGAAGCAACUGAAAGAACAUGAGCUCCAGCUGCAAGAGGCACGGAAGACUAUUGAUCAUCUUGAGGUUGAGAAUAAACAACUGAAAAAAGAGUACUUGCCUGGAAGAGCUCCUAAACAAUCCUCUUCUACAGGCGUGGAGCAACUUGAUAAAACAGUGGAGCAUGAUGGUCAUGCAAACUAUGAAAGAGGUCAUGAAAUUCUUGAAAAGAUGGCGAAGCAAAAUGAAGAACCUGAACAUAUAAUUGAGCAGCUCAAGGUAGAACUUCGAGAACAAAAACUGAAAGCAAAGGAGGAUGCAGAAGAUCUCACUCAAGAAAUGGCUGAAUUGAGGUACCAGAUAACUGGCAUGCUUGAGGAAGAAUACAAGCGCCGGUCUUGCAUUGAGCAAGCGGCUAUUCAGCAAAUUCAGCAGCUGGAGGUUCAGGUCUCCAAAGAGCAAAGGAAAUUGAGUGGAGCACUAAGACGACUGCAGGAAUCGCAUGAGCUAGCUGACACGCAAGCUACGGAGAUUAAGAAACUGAAGGAUGCUUUAGGGGUAUGUGCAUGUAGGUUAUAGCAUCCCACCAAAAAUGAACUAUUCUUCUGCUCGAUACUAGUUGUUUCAUGGUACUGAUACACUAUGUAGAUGCCUCCAUUGUAGAGAUUGAACUCUGCAAUGAACCUCGGGAGGGUUUGCAAAUCUUGCUCUUGCGGGUUCUGUCCAAUGCUGGUAGAGUUGUCUAAUUGCUCGAUUGAGGGGUCGCUUGACCUCAGAUCUUCCGAUGCUAGCAACGUUGAAGAAACACCAGAGAACCAAGCGCUAGUAGAGUGGCAUCCUGAUGAAGCUUCAGAUGGUGCCACAGUAAAUAAUGUAGGAUGCUAGAUGCAGCUGCACUCUUGUGUGCAGUUGCUGUAUAUAAUUCUUUGUGCCACUGUUGUUUGUAGAUGCAUUUGUAACUUGUAAAAACUUGAUAUUUAUCGUGUCAGAUUCAGCCUCA